Trifolium pratense (red clover) is the source of this 1181-nucleotide messenger RNA. RefSeq names its product syntaxin-121-like. The transcript has 2 exons. Gene Ontology annotation, cellular component: SNARE complex; endomembrane system; plasma membrane. The record is from RefSeq and is a predicted model, not a curated record. The coding region runs from base 71 to 955 and encodes 294 amino acids. Lineage: Eukaryota; Viridiplantae; Streptophyta; Magnoliopsida; Fabales; Fabaceae. Gene Ontology annotation, molecular function: SNARE binding; SNAP receptor activity. Gene Ontology annotation, biological process: exocytosis; vesicle fusion; intracellular protein transport.
UCAGCAGAACUGAGCCUAUAAAACGCAAAUCACCACUCUCUCCUUUUUAAUUUCACCAUUCAUCACAAACAUGAACGAUUUACUCUCCGUCGACAACAACCACCGCCACGUCAUCGAGAUGGCGGGAAACUCCACCGCAACACCACAAACUCUCGAAAAAUUCUAUGAAGAAGUAGAAGCCGUGAAGAAGCAACUGAAGGAAUUGGAUCAACUUCACAUAAACCUUCGAAACUCACACGAAAAGAGCAAAAAACUUCACAGCGCAAAAACGGUGAAAGAGCUUCGUUCAAAAAUGGAUUCCGACGUUAUUCUGUCUCUCAAGAAAGCGAAACUAAUCAAGUCUCGGUUGGAGUCACUUGACCGGUCCAAUGAAGCGAGUCGGUCUUUGCCUGAUUGUGGACCCGGUUCCUCUUCGGAUCGAACCAGGGUAGUGGUGGUUAGUGGUUUGAGGAAGAAUCUGAAAGAUUCUAUGGAGAGUUUUAAUGGACUUAGGGAACAGAUAUCGUCGGAGUAUAGAGAGACGGUGCAACGGAGAUACUUUACUGUCACCGGAGAGAAAGCUGAUGAUAAAACUGUUGACCUCCUCAUCUCUACUGGUGAGAGUGAAACAUUUUUACAGAAAGCAAUCAAAGAACAAGGGAGAGCAACAGUGAUGGAAACAAUACAAGAGAUUGAGGAGAGACAUGGUGCUGUGAAAGAGAUAGAGAGAAAUCUAAAUGAGCUACAUCAAGUGUUUUUGGACAUGGCAGUUUUGGUUGAAGCUCAAGGUGAAGAGUUGAAUGACAUUGAGAGCCAAAUGAAGCGAGCAAAUUCGUAUGUUAGGGGAGGGGUCCAACAAUUACAUGUUGCUAGGAGGCAUCAAAAGAAUUCUCGAAAAUGGACAUGUUUCGCCAUUUUACUUCUCCUCAUAAUCGCUUUGGUUAUAAUUCUCCCUAUUGUUUUGAAAAAUAAUUAGCUCACAUUAAUACUUUAGAUCAAAACUACUUAUGAAUGUUUUGAGAGUUUAUGUGAAAGCAAACAAUUACUUAUUCUAAUAUGGUGGCUAUUGUUAAGAUUGAUGAUUAUGAAUUGAUCUCAUCAUUCAAAACUUGGUAGUCAAGUCAAAGCAAUACAAGCCGCCAUCUUCACUAUAGUACUAGAAUCAGAAAAUGCAUUUCAUAUUCAUUUAUGUUGUUUUUUUA